GGGUCCUGUGGCUUUUCUAUGGCUGCUGUCACAGCUGCUCUCUUCCAGGUGUGCGUCAUGUAUGAGACGGUCCCAUGCCGAGCGCUGGGGAUGGUGGUGAGGUACGUGGACGGCCGUGUCAUUGUCACUGAGGUGCUUCCUGGGAGCCAGGCAGAGGUGGAUGAGGUGGUGCUGGCUGGGGACGUCCUAGAUGAGAUCAAUGGAUGCUCCCUGAGGAACGCCUACAGCGGGCAGGCUGGGGCGAUGCUGCAGAAGCUGAAGGGACAACCACUGAGCCUCCGUGUGCUGCGGUGGCAGGGGCACGAUGGUGAGGUCUAUGAGCCCUUGCUGCCCUACCUGGAGGCUGUGAAGGAGAAGGAGCCCCGUUUCCAGCUCCAGUGUGGCCCCAGGCGCUGUGACAAGGGACAGAAGUGGAGGGUGCAGGGGGACAGGCUGCUCUACAACCUGCAGUACCUGGGCCGGAUCGGUGUUGGGAUGUUUGGAGGCAAAGAGGUGCUGCAGAAAGCCAUUCCUGCUGUGCUGGAGAACGGCUCAGCACCACGGGAGGUUUUAUUUGACGUGAAGGAAACAGAAAUCAUUGUACGAGAGAAGGCAUCUCCCAAGUGCUUCCCCAGGGAGCCCCAAAGGGAGCAUGUUUGACUGCCUGGCGUUCGCAUCGAGUUCUGAGGAAGAAUGCCAGGAAAUCAUCCAGAGAAUUGGUGAGGGAACGUUUUAUUUCUUCAGAUAUAAUUACAGUAAAAUGUGGAGUACCAAGAAUUGCCAUUCCAUUCCGCCACAUGCAAGAGCUAACUUAAUUUUUGUUGAGAUCACUAAGAUGAGUAGAUGCUGUGAUAGUUUGGGGUUGGUUUUCUCUCUUUUUUUUCUUUAAUGCAGCUAGACCAUUAUUUUCAGAGACAGCUUCUAAGCAUUCCCAGACAUUUCAUUGUUUUCCACUUGGAGAAAACUUUUGUUUUCAAGGGAUGUUCUCCUCCAGGAGCUCAGCCCACUGCUGCAAUCCAACACCAGCCCAAGCAUCAGUAAAUCUUACCACUUACAGUUUCUAUUUUUGUCUUGCCUAAAUGCAAGCUAUGCUGCUCCUUGGUUUGGGUGCCCCUCAGGGCUCUUGUGGGAUGUCCUUGCCACGUGUCCCCCCAGCAGGCUGUGCUGUCAGGACAUGCAGCUUCACCGUCCAUCCCUGCCUUUCAGGUGGCUGAGCAGCGCUCGUGGAUUUCAGGCAGCCAGCUUGAGGUGCUGAUGGCCACAGCCCAGCCCUGCUCAGUGCUGUGAAACAAUUAACAUCGCCUUUUAGAUGCAGUGAAGCUUGGCAGUGAGGAAAAUAGCUGUUUAAAACCUCAAGUCAUUUGAAAACAUUUUUAGCAGGUGAUAAACGUGUUGAGCAGUGCCUGUGCUUGGAGCAGAGAAGGAAGGGGUGCUGAGGAUGUUGUGUAAGAGCCCGUGGUAAUGAGCAUUUGUUUCUCCAGCUGCAGGAUUUAAACACACCGAGUGGUUUGUCUGAUAAGGGAUGGCUGUGGCUCAGCUCUCCUCAGGCUCUGGUGACCCAGCUGUGCAAGAUGCAAGCUCUGGCUCCUCAAACUGGAGCUAGAAAGGUAUUCUUGUAUUUGCAGGACGUUCUGUGAAAGGAAGUGCAGCAAAAGCAUCUGGUCUUUAAAAAAAAAAAAAAAAAAUUGCAGGGAUAGGCCAGAGCUGGCUUACUGUGUGCCUUCAUAUAUGAACUACUGCUUUUCUUCUUCCUAAAAUGGCCCCCUUGUCUGGAUUUUUCAGUGAAAUAAAUCAAACUGGACUAGCUUAUAUUACUGCCUGUGCAACUUCUGUCUCAACUUCAGCCCUACUAGCACAGCCUGUUCUUAAGAACUGGCCUAACACUGUAAUUUGCAUGUUAAUUACCUGUUCCAGAUGUAGUUUGAGCAGCUUUACUGUGCCACAACUACGGCUGUUCCCAGAGACUACUGAGAAAACCAGAACUGUCAGCAGAUAGCCUGCAGGGUUAUCCUCAAGUGCAGGUUUACGUCUAAUCCUGUUUCAUCAAAAAAGCUUAGAUGGGGGAAAUGAGAAUCUAGCAAUUUGCUUAGCAGCCUGUAUGCUCUCUGGUUAUAUAAUGAGUGUUUCUGCUUGCUCUGGCAUGGUUGUUGUCUUGCCCUUAGUCACAGGGUGAGAUCCCACAGGAAGCUGGGAGAGGCAGAGGGCUGCGCUCCCACAGCCUGCAUCCACUCCCAGCCUGACCUGGGCAGAUGCUGCUGGAUUCACUUUAAACAAGCCAGUCCCACCACUGCAAAAAAAAUAAAGCUUCCCUUAAAUGUGGAAGGAAGAGGGAAGGGGGAAAAAAAGCAGAAGUUAGUUCUGAAGCUGGGCCCAGACUGCUGCCACUGAUAAGCAGCUAAGCUUUAAACAAGAGAGCCCCCUAAGGAGGGAAGUAAGUUGCUUCCUAGCCUGUCAGACUGCUCCUCCUGGCUGAGCAGGAGAUGACUCAGGCCUCCUAAAAACAUCAAGGGGAGCCAGGGUGAGGCACUGCUUCAUUGGCAGAAAGCUAAGCUGCCACAGCAGCAGUCCCAUAUUACAAGCAUCUACAGCUAACAUACUGGAGCCAGGAAUAAGCUUCUCCAAGCCCAUACAAACCAAAUGACAAAGACUCCUCGCAUGUGAAUGUAAAACAUUUAAUUUAAAAAUGUUGACACUACAAUAUAUAAAAUAGCUAUUAUAAAUGCACAUAGUGUAUUCUAUAGCUGCCAGGUUUACGUUUUUAGGAAACUGUAAGUUACACUGUGGUUAAGAGUUGUAGUUUCACCCUCUGAAAAAGUCCACAUUUGAUCACAGUGAUGUAUGGUCAGACUAACAGCCCCAAUUGUUAAACACUUGGAUCAAGUCAUAACCAGUUUUAUUGCAAAAGGACCCUGUACACAUUUAUAUCAAUUCUAGUACCUUACAAGUUUAGCUACCCAACAAGUCAUUAACAUA
Messenger RNA from Phasianus colchicus (ring-necked pheasant), 2952 nucleotides. The record is from RefSeq and is a predicted model, not a curated record. NCBI's taxonomy places the organism in Eukaryota, Metazoa, Chordata, Aves, Galliformes, Phasianidae.